AGCAUGGUCAAUCUUGCCUUUGUUCUGUCAAAGCCUCUGGGCACCGAUCCACGGCGGGCGAGAUCUGAUUCCCUCAUGAUGACAAAAGAGAUGAUUAAGCUCGUCAAGAUGCAGUAUCCCAGCCUCAUUACUGUGGCUUCACCACCCAACCCUCCAAGCCGCUAUUUCGACCCGCUCCAAGACGACAUACUUCAGAGUAUAAACCUCCCCGUCAACGUGUGAACUUUCAAGCCAUCAUCCCACUUCUGCAUGUCCACGUACGCCGCCGAGCACUUCAAUGCCCCCUCAAGAGAUGAGCUAUCAGCCACCACCACAACAGUCCCCUCUGCCCACGCAGGAUCUCCCUUGCCUUGACUGCCGACGGAGGAAGGUCCGGUGUUCGAAAACGGAGCCAUGUUUCAAUUGCCAGCGCUUCAGCGUCGAGUGCGUCUACGAAGACUCGAGCCGUCUGGUGAGCAGACGCACGCCCAAGUCGACUGAUCCCCUGUCCAAACGAGUCGCCGAACUCGAAGACCUCGUGCGAAACCUAAGUCGUCGACAGCAGCAAGGAAACCCCAUGGAAACCAUGACCCAGAACGUCUUGCACAAGGUCUCUUGUCAAGCUGCAACACCAGAGGACGGUGCUACAGAGGGCAAGCUUGUAUUCGACAAGGACAGAUCCCGCUAUCUCCACAAAGGGUUUUGGGCUGCUAUGUAUGACGAAGUUCGUUCAGCGCAAACCUCCAGUUGCAUCGAACCUGCACAUUUUUUUCUGGACCGAGUCUGAUCUUGUUGUCGUGCAGGUAGGAGACCUGAGGUUUACUUUGCAAGCAGAGCCCAAGUUGCAAGACGACGCGUUCUUCUUCCCGUACACAAGUGGUCAGAGUCAACCUGCCGUGGCCCACCCCUCGAUCCCCGAGAGCGACUUCUUGAUCCAGACGUUUCUUGACAAGGUCGACCCGUUCGUCAAGAUCCUGCACAAGCCGACGCUGCAGCUCGAACUGAACCAUUUUCGACGCAGUGUGUGUGCGCGUUCUACGGAGUUUGAAUGCCGUCUCUUCACGAUCUACUCUCUAGCACUUCUGUCGAUGUGUUCGACGCUGGUCGAGUAUCGCCUUCACGAGUCCAAAAAGGUCUUGCUUUCACGCUUCCGCUCAUAUGUGGAACAAGUUCUAAGUCGAGUAAAUCUAACCACAAGUCACUCCUUAUCCACGUUGCAGACAUUCUUGCUAUAUAUUACUCUACUAUUCUGGACAGGCGAAAUGCUUCACGCGAACAGUCUCUUGGCAGUAGCGAUUGCAAUGGCCAGGCGAAUGGGCCUCAACCACGAUGGAACGCACUUCUCCCUUUCCCCCUGGCAGAUCGAGCUCCGGCGACGACUAUGGCACCACCUUGCGCUUUUGGAUGCCUGGUGUGUUGAGAACCACGGGGUCCAGCCAAUCCUCCAACCUGGAGACGCCGACACGUCUCUACCCCAGAACCAGGAUGACGCGGACUGGGAUACUACCGAGUUUGCCUCAACCCGUCCCAAGGAACACAACAAAUUCACCGACAUGACGUUGGCUCUGAUGCAUUACGAGGUGGGCGCUCUCACCAUGUUUGUCAUGAACAACACGUACACGCCCUCCAUGACGGUCCGUGGGUAUUUGGAUCUCCAGAACGAGGUCCUGCGACAAGCCCGGGAUCGACUGGACAUUCUCUAUGCCAGGAACCUGGAUGAAACCGACAUCCUGCAGAAGCUGGCAAAAGACCUCAUGCACCAAGCCUUCAAAAGAGUGCGAUUGAUCCAGCUCCAGCCGAUCCUCAAUGCCAAGGGCAUCGACGAAGGCCAGCGCGCCGGGCUCGAGGCCAAGGUCUACCACCUGGCCAUCGACUACUGCAAAAGCACGCAGAAUCUCAUCACCUUCUACACCCCCUACAGCCUCGACUGGGCCGUCAUCCGCGCCUUUUCGUGGCACUCGGUCGCCACCAUGCUCUCCAUGGUCCUCCGCCACGAGGCGCUCAGCACCACCCCCGAGGCCCGCGCCGCGAGCAGCCGCAUCGAGCGCCUCUUCCAGAACCGUCCCUCGAUCGACUACCUCGCCGGCAACGACAACCUGUGGGAGCCGCUCAGGGUCUUGCGUGCCGAACUCGCCGCGCGGGAGCGCGCUGUCGCUGCCGCCGCCGCCGCCGUGGCUCAGAAUGGCGUGGGGGUCGACGUGGUGGGCACGGCAGGGUCGGACGCUGGGACGACGGACGAGUGGGCCGACUUGGUUUCCAUGACUUCGACGAGCAUUGAUCCCGCGCUGUUUGGAUUGGUGGGUGUGGGUGUUUGUGAAGGCGAGGACCUUGGUUUUGAAACUCUCCCGGACCUGGAAGCGUUCACGUAAAAAGCGAUGACCUCUGCGGCGUCACGAUUUGGGAGGUAUGCAAGAAGCCUAAGGAUGGCAGGUUAUAGAAAUGCUUCCGGGUAUCCAAUGUUUUAAGUAUACAGGCUGUUACACAUGAUCCGGGAACGUUUCUGUGGUCCUCUGAAUCUUUCGCUACCGGCCGCCGCGUCCCACAGUCACUAAGCAGGUUAUCCGCUAUGAGU
Messenger RNA from Cladophialophora immunda, 2551 nucleotides. RefSeq lists its product as hypothetical. The record is from RefSeq and is a predicted model, not a curated record. Bases 696 to 2348 code for a protein of 550 amino acids. The transcript is spliced from 3 exons. NCBI's taxonomy places the organism in Eukaryota, Fungi, Ascomycota, Eurotiomycetes, Chaetothyriales, Herpotrichiellaceae. Gene Ontology annotation, molecular function: zinc ion binding; DNA binding; DNA-binding transcription factor activity, RNA polymerase II-specific. Gene Ontology annotation, biological process: DNA-templated transcription; regulation of DNA-templated transcription.